Messenger RNA from Ochotona princeps (American pika), 3656 nucleotides. It is a transcript of the gene MEIS2, whose product is annotated as Meis homeobox 2. Gene Ontology annotation, biological process: positive regulation of transcription by RNA polymerase II; brain development; eye development. Lineage: Eukaryota; Metazoa; Chordata; Mammalia; Lagomorpha; Ochotonidae. The transcript has 12 exons. Bases 1084 to 2517 code for a protein of 477 amino acids. Gene Ontology annotation, molecular function: RNA polymerase II cis-regulatory region sequence-specific DNA binding; DNA-binding transcription activator activity, RNA polymerase II-specific. The record is from RefSeq and is a predicted model, not a curated record.
CCGCACUCGCUGCGUCUCAGAGGCUCGGCGCGGCGCGCUCCGCCUCGCUCCCGCUCCCCACUCCCGGGAUGUGUCUCCGCCGUACGACGGGCUUUGGGCACCACGACUUCCGGGUUCCGUCAUUUCGUUCUCCCGCCGCCGACCCGCGCCGCCAAACCGAGGCUCUUCUAUAAGCCAGGCAGCAGCCAACCUGCCAACACCUACUGACACUCACUCAUCUCCCAGAGAGAGAGAAAGAGAGCGAGCGAGCGAAAGAGAGCGAGCGAGCGCGAGUGAGAGCGAGCGAGCAAGAGAGAGAGGGAGAGACAAAAUACCUACCAGGAGGGGGGGGGGGAGGAAGUCCAGUUUUUGCAAACUAUUCAUUUUUUUCUUGGUUUUUUUCCCCUCUCUCCCUGCUCUCUUUUGAACAAUACUUUAAAGAGGAUUCCAGCUUAGAUAUCGCAGGGGCAAAGCUCAAUGCGGGGGGUGGGGAGGGGGGAGGAAACAUUCAAGAAGCAGCAACCCCUCGCGGAGUUUUACUGGAAGAAAAAAAACGGGUCUGAAAGAUUCCUCCUCUUCAUCAUCAUCAACCAUCAUUCAUUCACUACCUUGACAUUCCGGGCUUUGAUUGACAGCUGGAGUGGCAAAAAGCCAUGAAACACGACAGUUCGGUUACAUGUGGGCUGCUGACGGGCCGCUCGUAACCUUCAGUUCGGGGGUUUGACAAUUUUUUUUCUUCUUUUUCUUCUUUUUCUUUUCUUUCAUUUUUUUUCCAACUGAGGGGAAGAGAAGCCAAAGAGGGGGAAAGGAGGACCGAAGAGGAGGAGGAGGAGGAGGAGGGGAGGGGGGAGGAGGAGGAGGAAGAUCAGGAGGAGGAGGAGGAAGAAGAGGAAAAGAGAAAAAGAAGAAAUAUCACAGGAAAAAAAAGUCUUCGUUGCCUUCCCUGAUCUUUUUUUUUUUCCCUAAAAUAACAUAUUGGAAAAUUGGGAGAAGUCUCCUUGGUUUGGAAAAAAAAAAAAGGAAUCUUCAGCGUAGAUCACUUUCCUAUCCGGACUGGGAUAUUAAAUAUACGACACAUCCAGGAGUUUAUUGGAGCGCAGACUGAUGGCGCAAAGGUACGAUGAGCUGCCCCAUUACGGCGGGAUGGACGGAGUAGGGGUCCCCGCUUCCAUGUAUGGAGACCCUCACGCGCCGCGGCCGAUCCCCCCGGUUCACCACCUGAACCACGGGCCGCCGCUCCACGCCACGCAGCACUACGGCGCUCACGCCCCGCACCCCAAUGUCAUGCCGGCCAGUAUGGGAUCCGCUGUCAACGACGCCUUGAAGCGGGACAAGGACGCGAUCUACGGGCACCCGUUGUUUCCUCUGUUAGCUCUGGUUUUUGAGAAGUGCGAACUGGCGACCUGCACGCCCCGGGAACCCGGAGUGGCCGGCGGAGACGUCUGCUCUUCGGACUCCUUCAACGAGGACAUCGCGGUCUUCGCCAAGCAGGUUCGCGCCGAGAAGCCACUCUUCUCCUCAAAUCCAGAGCUGGACAACUUGAUGAUACAAGCAAUACAAGUACUAAGGUUUCAUCUUUUGGAGUUAGAAAAGGUCCAUGAACUGUGUGAUAAUUUCUGCCACCGGUACAUUAGCUGUUUGAAGGGGAAAAUGCCCAUCGACCUUGUCAUUGAUGAAAGAGACGGCAGCUCCAAGUCAGAUCACGAAGAACUUUCAGGCUCCUCCACGAAUCUCGCUGACCAUAACCCUUCAUCUUGGCGAGACCACGAUGAUGCAACCUCAACCCACUCAGCAGGCACUCCAGGACCCUCCAGUGGGGGCCAUGCCUCCCAGAGUGGAGACAACAGCAGUGAGCAAGGGGAUGGUUUAGAUAACAGCGUAGCAUCACCUGGUACAGGUGACGAUGAUGAUCCUGACAAGGACAAAAAACGCCAGAAGAAAAGAGGCAUUUUCCCCAAAGUAGCAACAAAUAUCAUGAGAGCAUGGCUCUUCCAGCAUCUCACACAUCCGUACCCUUCCGAAGAGCAGAAGAAACAGUUAGCGCAAGACACAGGACUUACAAUUCUCCAAGUAAACAACUGGUUUAUUAACGCCAGAAGAAGAAUAGUACAGCCCAUGAUUGACCAGUCAAAUCGAGCAGGUUUUCUUCUUGAUCCUUCAGUGAGCCAAGGAGCAGCAUAUAGUCCAGAGGGUCAGCCCAUGGGGAGCUUUGUGUUGGAUGGUCAGCAACACAUGGGGAUCCGGCCUGCAGGUUUGCAGAGCAUGCCAGGGGACUACGUUUCUCAGGGUGGUCCUAUGGGAAUGAGUAUGGCACAGCCAAGCUACACUCCUCCCCAGAUGACCCCACACCCUACUCAAUUAAGACAUGGACCCCCAAUGCAUUCAUAUUUGCCAAGCCAUCCCCACCACCCAGCUAUGAUGAUGCACGGAGGACCCCCUACCCAUCCUGGAAUGACUAUGUCAGCACAGAGUCCCACAAUGUUAAAUUCUGUAGAUCCCAGUGUUGGCGGACAGGUCAUGGACAUUCAUGCCCAGUAGUAUAAGAGAACUCAAGGGAAAAGGAAACACACGCAAAAACUAUUUUAAGACUUUUUGAACUUUGACCAGAUGUUGACACUUCAUAUGAGAUUCCAGACAGCUGUGAUUAUUUUUUACUUUUGCCAUUUUUCAUCAAGUAACAGAGGACCAAUGCGAGAACACCACAAAUGUGAAAUCAUGGGCUCACUAAGACAAUGCUGUCCAUGUCAAGAUCCUCUGGAAAAAAAAAAAAAGACUCCGAGAGUUAUAACUACUGUAGUAUAAACAUAGGAACUAAGUUAAACUUGUACAUUUCUGUUGAUUCACUCCGUUAUGUUGCCUCAAAUAGUUUUAGAAGAGAAAAAAAAUAUAUCCUUGUUUUCCACACUAUGUGUGUUGUUCCCAAAAGAAUGACUGUGUUGGUUCAUCAGUGAAUUCACUAUCCAGGAGAGACUGUGGUAUAUUUUAAAACUGUUGGGCCAAUGAGAAAAGAACCACGCUGGAGACCAUGCUGGACAUUUGACUGAACCUCAUCCCUCGACCUCCAGCUUCAAGAAUGUGUUUUCAAGCCCGGCCUUUGUUCCUCCAUAAAUGUGUCCUUUAGUUUCGAACAGAUCUUUAUAGUUUGUGCUUCAUAAGCCAACUCUUAUUUUGGGGGACUCUUCUUCCAAGAGCUUGCCAAUGAAGAUUUGAAGACUGAACGGAGCUCCUUUGCAGGAGCUCUGCGCCUGGGCUGUGGACAGUCUUAAGUUGGGCAGCUUUCCUCAACACAAAAAUGUUAUUCAUGGUCACUGCACCAUAACUGGGACUCUAGCAGCAACUCGAAGCCUGGGGGAGAAAAAGGAGCAAGAGAAUACUGUAACCAACUGCGUACAGAGUUCAGUCUAUUAAUUGUUUCAUGUUAGAUAUUCUAUGUGUUUACCUCAAUUGAAAAAAAAAAAAGAAUGUUUUUGCUAGUAUCAGAUCUGCUGUGGAAUUGGUAUUGUAUGUCCAUGAAUUCUUUUCUCAGCACGUGUUCCUCACUAGAAGAAAAUGCUGUUACCUUUAAGCUUUGUCAAAUUUACAUUAAAAUACUUGUAUGAGGACUGUGACGUUAUGUUAAAAACAAAAAGGUGUUAAGUCACAAAAUGCGGUAAUAAAUAUUUCAUUUUUGAUUUUUU